AUGGACGUCGUCCGUGCUCAUUUAGGUGGAUUGAAAGUCCAGCUGUGUGGACUGGCACAGUACGGCAAUUUGGUGGGCAUCACAAUUGGAUACACAAUAACGGCAUCCAUCAGUAUAGUGGCUGUGAGGAGGUCAAAUUGCUUCCACAAGGAGGGGCACAAUGCGGCGUGCGAGGUGGCCAACUACCCGUACAUGGGGCUGUUUGCGGGCAUUCAGAUUAUUCUGAGCCAAAUACCAAAUUUUCACGAGCUUUCGUGGCUGUCGAUCAUGGCGGCCGUUAUGUCCUUCGCUUACUCCACCAUCGGCUUAGGUCUCUCCAUAGCCAAAGUUGCAGGCGGUGAUCGUGCGAGGACAAGCCUAACGGGGACAACGGUAGGCGUGGACGUGUCCGCAGCGGAUAAGGUGUGGAGAAGCUUCCAAGCCAUAGGAGAUAUUGCCUUUGCCUAUGCUUACUCUACUGACACGUUAAAAUCACAUCCGCCGGAGAACAAAGUGAUGAAAAGGGCUUCAUUUGUUGGGGUAUCAACGACAACCUUAUUUUACGUGCUUUGCGGUUGCGUGGGCUAUGCUGCUUUCGGAAACGACGCGCCUGGAAAUUUCCUCACUGGAUUCGGAUUUUACGAGCCCUAUUGGCUCAUCGACUUUGCCAACGUUUGCAUUGCAAUCCACCUAAUUGGUGCUUAUCAGGUUUUCGCGCAACCGAUAUUCGGAUUUGUGGAGAGCUGGUGCACCAGAAAAUGGCCCGAUAACAAAUUCAUCACGGCCGAGCACUCAUUGUUGAACACCUCCUAUACCAUCAACAUGUUCAGGCUCGUGUGGCGCACGGUCUACGUUGUGAUCACUUCCUUGUUUGCCAUGAUUUUCCCCUUUUUCAACGACUUCUUAGGCUUGAUCGGGGCCGCCUCGUUCUAUCCUUUGACUGUCUAUUUCCCGAUCGAGAUGCACAUUGCCCAAGCAAAGAUACCCAAAUACUCCUUCACAUGGAUUUGGCUCAAGGUUCUGAGCUGGGCUUGUUUGAUUGUGUCAAUUGUGGCAGCUGCUGGCUCUAUACAAGGGCUUGCACAUGAUGUCAAGAAAUACAAGCCUUUCAAAACUAUGUAG
Molecule: messenger RNA, 1101 nt
Organism: Striga hermonthica
Lineage: Eukaryota; Viridiplantae; Streptophyta; Magnoliopsida; Lamiales; Orobanchaceae
Source: the annotation of a GenBank genome assembly